Molecule: messenger RNA, 1168 nt
Organism: Triticum dicoccoides
Lineage: Eukaryota; Viridiplantae; Streptophyta; Magnoliopsida; Poales; Poaceae
Product: putative glutaredoxin-C2
Exons: 1
Coding region: 644-958 (104 amino acids)
Source: RefSeq, a predicted model, not a curated record
CUCCACACUAUUGAUAUUCCUUCUCACACACAAAUGCAAAAACAGGCUAUUAGAGUUUAUCUAAACCUAGCUUAUCAGGAACCUCUGGGAUCAUCAGCUGAAGCAUUGAUUCAAUUGAUACAACCAAAGUUCAGCCUAUCUUGAAUCUUUUGAUUCUUCACACCAUUUUUCUAUGUAUGAUUCUAACAACAGAAGUCCAACCUGUCCCGAAUCUUGAUUCUUCUUCAUCUUACUUAUUCGAGACACUAUUAAAAAAUAUCAAGGAUCAGCCACUCUCCUGGUCAUAGCAAACUGUAUGAUUUUGGCCUCUACCAAAAGCAAAGAUAAGAAAAGCUGGUAGCUAGAAUAGAACCUUUAGACAGAGAACAUAUAUUCUUCCUGAUUAGCCACAUCUCAUAGCGAUUCCCUUGCACCUCAAUUAAGCAUGCAAUCCUGCGCCGACCACUCCCGCCUCUUUACCCGACGCAGCUAGUCAUCUACAAAUAAGCACGGUUGGGUCAUCAGUUCAUCACCAUCAUCCAACUCCAAGAAACAACAGCCCACAGCAAGCUCAAGUGAAGUGAGCUGAUCAGAUCGAUCGAUCACAAUUCACAAAGCCCCAACAAACAACAGCCUACAGGCUAGCCAAUUCACCCGAUCAGCAAUGGCGGACCGGGUGGCGAAGCUGGCGUCGCAGCGUGCGGUGGUGAUCUUCGGGGUGAGCAAUUGCUGCAUGUGCCACGUGGUGAAGACACUCUUCACAGAGAUGGGCGUGAGCUGGAUGGCGCACGAGCUGGACAAGGACCCCCACGGGAAGGACGUCGAGAGGGCGCUCGCCGGCAUUGUCGGACGGAGCCCGCCCGUGCCGGCGGUUUUCAUUGGCGGCAGGCUCGUCGGAACCACCGACCAGGUCAUGACGCUGCACCUCGGCGGCCAGCUUGUGCCGCUGCUCCGCCAGGCUGGCGCCCUCUGGCUCUGAAGAGUCAAUGACAGCAGUGGCUGAUGCGUGUGCGCAGUUAUGUGUGAUCGCAGCCUCGAAAUCAAGCUAAGCUAGUGAUCAUGUAGCGGAUCUACAUAAUUUUGGAAAGGUCAUUAUCAAACAUAUUAACGAUCAUGAUUUUUCAGUUUGACCUCUUGUUGUCAUAUGACAGAAGCAAUGGAUGCUUUGUGAUGAGCAUCCUGAGCAAUA